Molecule: messenger RNA, 1610 nt
Organism: Malus domestica (apple)
Lineage: Eukaryota; Viridiplantae; Streptophyta; Magnoliopsida; Rosales; Rosaceae
Molecular function (GO): protein binding
Source: RefSeq, a predicted model, not a curated record
UCAAAAUCGCUGUGACAAGACGCUCCCAGCUUUGUAAAUCACAAUUCAAAAACACCCCAAACACACUCUCUCUCUCUCCCCGAUUCACUUGUUGGUGGCAGUAAUCGCAAGCUAACAGUGAACAACUUUGUGAAAUUUCCGGCGGCUGAGAUUGGCGGGCGGAGGAGGAUACGAUGGCUUCGGCGCCGGUGAACAAGAUUGAGCGGGCCCACCAGAUGUACCGAGAAGGUAGCUACUCGGAGGCGCUAGGGUUUUACACCGAAGCCCUAUCCAUGGCCAAGACCAAACCCCAGAAGAUCGCCCUCCACAGCAACCGAGCUGCUUGCUUCUUGAAGCUCCACGAUUUCAAAAAGGCAGCAGAUGAAUGUACCUCAGUGCUUGAGCUUGAUUACAAUCACACUGGAGCAUUGAUGUUGCGGGCGCAGACCUUGGUGACCCUCAAGGAAUAUCACUCGGCACUCUUUGAUGUUCAUCGGCUCAUCGAGUUAAAUCCAUCAUCAGAAAUUUAUCAAAACCUUCAAGCCCGAUUGAAGACACAAGUGUCACUUGCUCCAAUACCUGAAUCCGAAGCAGAGCUAGAAGAAGAGGAAGAAGAUGAGGAGGAUGAAGCAGAGCCAAAUAGAUAUGCGGAGAAAGUGGAGCAAUACGAAGAAAAAGAAGAUGCUGUAUUUUCAAGUGCAGGAAAGGAACAGAUUCCUGAGGUUAAUGAGACAACUGCUGUUGCCGAUGUUAUUCCCCCCAAGACACCGGUAAACAGGGAAGUUUCUCCACAAGGAAGGGAUCCAAAAGUUAACUACAUAAAGACCAUUUCCCCAGCUGAAGUUGUUGCCGCUCGUGCAGUCAAGGUAUCGUCUGAAAAAGAAAAAGAAAAAGAAAAAGAAAACGGAUGGCAAGCAAUUCCAAAACCAAAGGGACACUCUUCUUUGGACUAUGCACGGUGGGACAGAGUCGAAGAUGACUCUAGUGAAGAGGAUGAUGAGGACGAUGAUGAUGAAGACUCUCAACCUCAGUUUAGAUUCCGUGUGAGAACUGUUGGUGUCCGACCAGUGAAGUGAAGGGCGCUGAGGAGCAAAUAUACACAGUACUCAAGUUCGAUAGCAUCUUCUUUUUUUGGGACAACCAACCACAAAGUCAAAAAAUCAUAGUGAAGUAAGCAGCAUGCAAAAGUUGUGGUAGUUACAAGUGCAGAAACUUUGAAAGCUAUGAGAAUCUGGCUUUUACGUGCAGACGAGCUCUGGCAAUGCAUCAUUAAAAGAAACAGGAUUCUGCAUAUUAGUUCUCUGGCUCAAGAUGGAUGUAUUACCUCUGUAGUUCCUACUAUGCUGCAAUUUACAAACAAUUCAUGCUGUGGCACAAAAAUAAUCGGAAGCUCGGUCUGCAACAGUUGAAUUCCAACUUGUCCAGGCUGACUAGUCCUUACAGGGUCAGGUAAAAUUGUUGGUUGUGAUGUAAUUACAUGCCUUUGUAAAUUUUUACCGCAAUGCUUGUAAGAAAAUAAUGUAAAGUAUAGGUUUCCAGGGUUGCUUCCAUCCUCAAUCAACUUGGAAACCCGAAGGAUGAUAUCAACUUUCAAUAUUCGAUAUAUUCUUUCACCUUAAUCUGGUUUCUUA